Messenger RNA from Erigeron canadensis, 1318 nucleotides. RefSeq names its product L10-interacting MYB domain-containing protein-like. Bases 213 to 1130 code for a protein of 305 amino acids. Lineage: Eukaryota; Viridiplantae; Streptophyta; Magnoliopsida; Asterales; Asteraceae. The transcript is spliced from 4 exons. The record is from RefSeq and is a predicted model, not a curated record.
CGGAACCCAAAUUCCAAAUAACAAACAAUCCUACACUCCUCUUCGUGUACCAAAUUAACUCCUCGGUUUUUUACCCACAAUUUUUACCACUAGAUUUCUGUAAAUCCUGCGAUUCACUCUCCUCUCCUGUGCCCCAAACCAUUAACCGCCUAAACGUAACUGCCUUCCAAACUGUCAUUAUCAUAUCCAGUUUGCCCUUGUAGAUUUGGACAAUGUGUGAAAGAGGAAAUAUUGGUGUUAGUGGAAAGAGGGAGCUACUAGUUUGGACCCCUAAAAUGGAUAGUGCAUUUAUACAGGCAAUGCUUAGAGAACAGGAUAAAGGUAAUAAGGUCGAUGGAACAUUCACAACCAAAGCAUAUGAGAAUAUGGUGGAAGAGUUGAGUAGAAAUCUGAAUCAGAAUAUCCACAAGAGACAUUUACAAAAUCGCUUAAAAACCAUCAAAAAACAUUUUUUACACUGCUAUGAUUUAUUUGGUGGAACUUCAUUGAGUGGUUUUACUUGGAACCCCAAGAGCAACUUAAUUGAGGCAGAAGAAGAAUUAUGGGAAGAAUUGAUAGCGAACAAGCCCGAUGCUGCAAUAUGGAAAACAAAACCUUUCCCAUACUACAAUGAGAUCUAUGAGUUAUUUUCUAAAGAUAGAGUAACUGGUACUGCAACCGAAACUGCCAAAGAAAGAAAAAGACGAAUGGGCAGCGAAGAGGAAAGAAUAGAAAUAGUUGAUGAAAUCGAUCAAUUGUUACGUACCAAUGAUAUUAAUUUUGAGAAUUUUAACAACGAUGAUGAUAUUCAGGUUACAUUGACCUCGGAAGACUCACAGGAGAAUCCUUCAAAAAGUAAAAAAAGUAAGAUUGAAGAACAAAGUGAUAUUGCCUUGAAGAUUAUCGGUUCCAUAGAAUAUUUAGUCGAUGCUAUGAAGGAGUGUACCAAGGCAAUUGUUGGAUCACGUCCACGUGUGUAUUCAGAAGGUGAAAUUUUUAAGGAAUUGGAACACAUAGGUAUUGGAAAAGAUGUCAUCUCAAAAGCCUAUCUUUUUUUGGUGAGAAGUCCGGAAAAUACACGGGCACUAUUUGGUUGUCCUCCUCGGAUGCGACUAGCUGUUCUGAAAGAAAUGAUGGGUUCGCGUGUUUGAAAUUCAAUUGCAUUCGGUAUGUGGUACAUUGAUUCGAAUUUAGUUUUUCGAAAAUAGUUGUAAACUUGUUAGUGUCAAUUGUUGCUCUAGGUUUAAUAAUGUUGAUGUUUUGUCGAUAAUUGAAACAAAAUCAUGAAUGUUUAAUGUCAAUUUGAAUGUAGUAGUCGAUAGUGUCAGAAUUUUAUUCA